Molecule: messenger RNA, 6084 nt
Organism: Maylandia zebra (zebra mbuna)
Lineage: Eukaryota; Metazoa; Chordata; Actinopteri; Cichliformes; Cichlidae
Gene: hcn2b
Product: hyperpolarization activated cyclic nucleotide-gated potassium channel 2b
Biological process (GO): potassium ion transmembrane transport; regulation of membrane depolarization; sodium ion transmembrane transport
Cellular component (GO): dendrite; membrane; axon
Molecular function (GO): voltage-gated potassium channel activity
Source: RefSeq, a predicted model, not a curated record
UCUCUCCCUCUCUCUACCACACACAAACACAAUAACAACAGCCAGGUUGCAGCCAUAGCAACGCCACCGGUACGCCGUUAAGUGAUGUGAAUGGAAAGCAGACGGAGGCUUUGAAGUCCACACUCCUUCCUCUGCCGCCGCCCAGUCUCGCCCGGUUUAAGGUACGGAAGUGUCUGUUUGCCUGUAAUGGACGAGGCGGAGGACAGCGAGGAGGAGCCCAAAUUCCAGAAGGCUCGACCCUUUCAAAUAGCCAGCUCGGCUGGAUGCGAGGAUCAUGGGAGUAGCAGGGGGACCAAUAUGAAGAAAUUCUCGCCAGGAGGCGGAGCCGUCUCUCCUGUGCGAAAAAACUCCAACAACAAUGAGCUCUUCCUCUUGCGAGGCGAGGACUCCACACCUUUUACUCCCAGCGGCAGCUGUGCAUUUGCUCUGUUGUGCCAGAGGGAUGCUGCUGGCGGCACAGAGUCAGACCACAGGAGUGCAGGGGACACAGUGUCUGAGGCGGGCGUGAUAGGAGAGGGGGGCAUCGGUAUGAUAUGCAAUAAAAACGGAGACUGUAGAAGAGACCCGGCCAGUUCAGGCAGUCUUUCUUCUCUCAUCUCAAGACAGGAGAAGCAGGCAGAUGGAGUAGUAGCAGCUGAAGACGAUAAGGAGCUGGCUGCGAGCAUGGACGGCUCUGUCACUUCAGCAGGGUCCCUGACACAGGGGCCUGGGGCCGAGGUCAAGACGACGGCAGCAACGGAGAAAAAGGACUCCAGAGUUUCCUUCUCCAACCCCCCGAGUAGUAAAGGACUGGCUCAGCAGCCAAGAAGUUCUGUCACGUUCAGCAAAGCAGAGGACGGCUCUCAGAUAGUGCCGGAUGAUGGAGAGUCCAAGGGGAAUCAGACAUACAUGCAGCGGCAGUUUAGUGCCAUGCUUCAGCCUGGAGUUAAUAAAUUCUCCCUGCGCAUGUUUGGCAGCCAGAAGGCAGUGGAGAAAGAACAAGAACGCGUAAAGUCAGCGGGUAAUUGGAUUAUCCACCCAUACAGCGACUUCAGGUUCUACUGGGACUUCACCAUGUUAAUGUUCAUGGUUGGCAACCUGAUCAUCAUCCCUGUAGGCAUCACCUUCUUUAAAGAUGAGACCACCACACCCUGGAUCAUCUUCAAUGUGGUCUCUGACACCUUCUUCCUCAUGGACCUAGUACUCAACUUUAGGACUGGUAUCGUGUUCGAGGACAACACCGAGAUCAUCCUCGACCCCAAGAAGAUCAAGAAGAAGUACCUGAAGAGCUGGUUUGUGGUGGACUUCGUCUCCUCCAUACCUGUGGAUUAUAUCUUCCUCAUCGUGGAGAAGGGGAUUGACUCAGAGGUGUACAAAACUGCCCGGGCACUCCGCAUUGUCCGCUUCACGAAGAUCCUCAGUCUGCUGCGUCUGCUGAGGCUGUCUAGACUCAUCCGUUACAUCCAUCAGUGGGAGGAGAUCUUCCACAUGACCUAUGACCUAGCCAGUGCCGUGGUGCGAAUAUUCAACCUGAUUGGUAUGAUGCUACUGCUGUGCCACUGGGAUGGCUGUCUCCAGUUUCUUGUUCCCAUGCUGCAGGACUUUCCAUCUGACUGCUGGGUCUCCCUCAACAAGAUGGUGAACGACACAUGGAGCGAGCUGUACUCCUUUGCCCUCUUUAAAGCCAUGAGCCACAUGCUGUGCAUUGGAUAUGGAAGACAAGCCCCAGAGAGCAUGUCGGACAUCUGGCUGACCAUGCUCAGUAUGAUUGUAGGAGCCACCUGCUAUGCCAUGUUCAUCGGCCAUGCCACCGCGCUCAUCCAGUCACUUGACUCAUCUAGACGUCAGUACCAAGAAAAGUACAAACAAGUGGAGCAGUACAUGUCAUUCCACAAACUCCCAGCCGACUUCCGACAGAAAAUCCAUGACUACUAUGAGCACCGAUACCAGGGCAAGAUGUUUGAUGAAGAGAGCAUCCUGGAGGAGCUUAAUGAGCCUCUGCGCGAGGAAAUUGUCAACUUCAACUGCCGUAAGCUGGUGGCCUCCAUGCCGCUGUUUGCCAACGCAGAUCCCAACUUUGUGACAGCCAUGCUGACCAAACUGAGAUUUGAAGUAUUUCAGCCUGGAGACUACAUCAUCAGAGAGGGGACAAUUGGCAAGAAGAUGUACUUCAUUCAGCACGGGGUGGUGAGCGUCCUGACCAAAGGAAGCAUUGGCAUGAAGCUGAUGGAUGGCUCCUACUUUGGAGAGAUCUGCCUGCUGACCCGUGGCAGACGGACAGCCAGUGUGCGUGCGGACACCUACUGUCGCCUGUAUUCUCUCUCUGUGGACAAUUUCAAUGAGGUGCUGGAGGAGUACCCCAUGAUGAGGAGGGCUUUUGAGACAGUUGCCAUUGACAGAUUGGACAGGAUAGGCAAGAAGAACUCGAUCCUGAUGCACAAAGUUCAGCAUGAUCUCAACUCAGGUGUUUUCAACAAUCGUGAGAACGAGAUGAUCCAGGAGAUAGUUAAAUAUGAUCGGGAGAUGGUUCAACAGGUGGAUCUGCCACGCCCACGGGCCAUGUCCAUGACGCCUCCACUGACCGGUGGGAUCUUUACGCCUCCAAGUUCCUCUGCCCACAAUUCAGCAGUUGCCACUCUCCAGCAGGCUGUAGCCAUGAAUUUUUGUGCCCCGAUGCAAGGAAACUCUGUGGGAUUGGGUAACCUGCAGUCUCCCAGGAUGAUGAGGAGAUUUCAGGUGAUGCAAAGUGUAUCGAGCCCUGUCUCAGCCUCUCCACUUCAGUCUCAACUCCUUGUUUCUGGUGCCUUUCCUCCGGUCCUGUCCAGCCCCCCUGUCCAAAGCCCACUAGCAGUCGGUGGGCGAUCAUUCCAGUAUGGAUCCAGUGCCCUGGCUGGUCCCACCUCAGGCUCACAGCUUUCUCUAGUCCAGCAGCACAUAGCCAGCCCCGUGCACAGGCCCAGCACACAUAAGAGCACCCAUUCUUUGCAAAUGGGAAGUCUGAGCCAAGAUGCCAGGGCACUGUCAGCUUCUCAGCCUUCACUGCCUCACGAGAUGGGACAACCAGCUGUCCCUAGUCCACCCCAAUCUACACGAGUCUCUUCUACUUCCAUCGAGCCCCCUCACACCCCACUGGGUCACACAGGCAUCCGGAGCGGCAUACCACACAGGGUGGUUCUCCCACACCAGAUGUCUGUUGGGGCCUUUCCUGUAGCAUCCCUCCCUGGUUCUGUUCAUGGUUUUGCACCUGUUGCAGGGGUAGCAGUAGGAGGAGUGGGAACUGGUCUGGGAGAAUCGGGACUCCCCAAGAAGGACUCUUUAGUGAGCCUUCCUGAGACAGACCACAUCAAAGUCAAAUCCAGGCUAUCCUCAAACUUGUGAACCUGAUUAAAAACACUUGGAGAGUGACUCAACAAGGAUCUUGACUACAGGAACAUGGGGAGAUUUCUGUUAUCUCUCCUACAGUUCCUCUUCUCUUUAUUCCAGUUUGACUAUCCGAUCGUAUGAAUGUCGAAUGAGAUGCAGCAGGGAGGAUCUGAUAGGCGACCAUUCUAAUAUAAUAAAGUCGGUAUGGUGACUUUUAAAAUUGCAGCACUCAGAUGUUUCUACUCACAGAAGUACUAGUUGCACAGAUUGGUAAUGGUACAGUAGUGUUUUUAAUUCACAACAUAAUCCACAACACAUGGGAGAUUUGCUUCACUACCACUUCCUUCACCUCAUUUUAUGCAAACUUGGGGUUGGAUGAGAGUUAAAGAGAUUCAGGGAUGUGCUUAAAGUAUCAGAAGUUGGCACUUUAGUGGGAUCUUAUUGCUAUAUUUGAGCAGAUUUUCUCAGUAGGUUGGCUGCAAAAGGCCAAAUUUAUAAGAACAAGACUACACAAUAUUAAUGAUGAUAUUUCAAAGUAUACAGUCUAAAAGCAGUCUACUUUGACUUUUUAAAAUCAGACUAAUAAGAUCUGAUAGCCCUUAACUCAGAUAAAUAAGUCCCAGAUCACAGACAGUUAUAUCCUCAAUGCUGAAAUUACGAUUGUAUUGUUUCUUCAAGCCAAGCCACUGAUUUCUACAGUAUAUGUCUGCCUGUUUGUUUUAUUUAAAGCUGCAUUAAUCACUAUACUUUAAAUUAGCACUGACUCUAAUCAGGUGUUUUUUUAACACCUGCAAGUUUGUUGUACUGUUCAGUCUUUUUCCAGCAAAUGAUUAAUAUUGAAAUGACCUGCACAGCAGCAACAACAGAGACAAAUUCAGCAACAAGCUGUUGAAUAAUGUUUUAAUGACCUUGUUGAGACCAAAACAGAGUUAACCAGCAUCCCAGUAAAAAAGAACUGUGAUGCAAUAAUAUGUAGUGUAAUACUGCUCAUGUGAGCAACUUUCUAAGGUAAGUGACGUCAGACUUUUGCCCUCAAGUAGCUACAAACUGAUUCAUGCGGCUUUAAGUAGAUCAUAAAGACGUGUAAAUAUAUAAUUCCUUUUAAUUACAUAUAUAUGGCCUCUGAUGGAGGACCUGAGCUUGACGAACACACACAUCAUCCCCUGGAGUGCAGGUUUAUGGACUAAAGUCAUGUAAGUGGUAAUAUCCCACAAUUGUGAAAAUGUUCUGUUUAACCUUACAAAUUGUAAUUCACUGCCAGCCAAGUAAAAUAAAUUUUAUAGUUAAAAUGUAAAUUCCCUCAUCAAAAUGUAAAUUCAUUCUUUUCCUAACCCCUAAUCUCACUUUUCUUUAGUUGCAGUUUGGGCCAUGUGUCACUACGCCAAAGUCAAUUCACACCGAUAAUGAAACUCCCGCGAAGCUCAAUGCCGCUGCUGAUGCUACGGUUUUGGUCCACAGCCAAGGACCGUGCCGAUACUUUGCAGGAUGUAUAUUGCAGUGUGCCUCUGUCAUUAAGGCUUCAAUAAGAGGUCAUGGAAUACUGGCAAUUUGUGUCCAAAAGCAUUAGGAAGGGAACCUUUUCUCCUGGACCUGCUAUUCUAUUCACCUCAUCUCACUAAUGCCUGAACCAUUACUGGGUAAUGAGUGUGGAAAUUGGAAUCCCCCGGGUCUGUUUGGACUGUUAUUGUUCUCGUUCAAUUGGAUUUCAUUAUACAGUGCCAAUAAUGAGUUCCUCUCCUAUGAUCAUUUUGCAUUUUCAUUUUGUUUAGUUUCAGUUCAGGCGUUGUUAUCCACCUUGAGAGUUCUGAAUGGGACAAAGUUGAAGGUUUAUAAGUAUUUUUGUAUCGUGUUUUUGAGGUCUGUUGUGCUUUUGUUUUAUCCCCAAAUUAUGCCCUGUGGAACCUAUUUAGCUACUCCAAAAUAAUUAAUAGAGGCUUGUUAUGAGAAUGGUAUUUUGCUGAACUUCACAUUGUUUCCUGGAGGCACUCUGUUAGGACAGGAAAUGCAUUUGUGACUAAAUUAGUUUCUAGAUAUUUUUACUCUAGUGGAAAGCACACAGUAAAGGAUGAUGGGGUAACAGAGAAAGAGAGUAAACCAGACUGAGUCAAUACCUUUACUCAUAUCACAAGAUAUUACUAGCUCAGUUUUAAUAAUUAUAAAUAAACCCCAUGUUUUAAUUAAGUGUGGAAAUAGUGAAACCAAAGUUCCAACGAUUGCAAUUCUUUUGUAUGCAAACCUCACAGUGAUUUAGCAUAAAAAUCAGACAACACUCAUUCAGUCCUAUUGUCUGAAAGUGAUGUUUAUCACAUGAAGCAAUAACUGUUUGAAAUGGAGUGAAUGACCACUGUAUGCAGAAGAUGUUCUGCCCUUGAGGUGUUAACGAAGAUGCAAUAUUUCAUAUUUUAGACUGCGCUCCCAAACUUUACUGAGAAUUUGUUGAACAUCUGUCUUUGAAAACAGAUACGUUUAAACCGCGCUUACUGUCCACUCAAACUAACUUGACAGACAUGGUAUUUCUAUGUGUAAACAUAGUGUGCAUCAUGUAAACCAGACUAUUAAUUAAUGUAACUUAGUUUACUGUAAAUGUAGAUCUGCUAUUAAAAAAAAAAAAAAAACAGAUGAAGAAAAUGUUUGAAAAAAAAGAAUCUCUUUGUAAUCUCUGACAGAAUGCAUAUUAUCAUCUGGUAUGAACUGAUAUUACUUGAAAAUAAUAAUUAAAGGAGAGAAAAGCUGUUUGUAUUA